Molecule: messenger RNA, 2991 nt
Organism: Lindgomyces ingoldianus
Lineage: Eukaryota; Fungi; Ascomycota; Dothideomycetes; Pleosporales; Lindgomycetaceae
Exons: 3
Coding region: 205-2991 (928 amino acids)
Biological process (GO): establishment of cell polarity; positive regulation of G2/M transition of mitotic cell cycle
Cellular component (GO): cytoplasm; cell septum
Source: RefSeq, a predicted model, not a curated record
AUUCACAGCCUUCACUUGAUAUCCCGCCUCCUGGGACCUGGGCAGGACAUGAUAUUCUUAUCCUUUGAUCCUCCGCACUCCCUUCGUUCCGCUGCCGCCCGCCUCGUCCUUCGAUGAUCAGCUCGGUUCCCUCAUUAGUGCUGCCACGGAAGCAGGCUCGGUCGCCACAACGCAUCUCCGCAUCUCUCGAGACGACCCGCAACAAUGGAGGCCUCCACCCGAGCACGAGAGCUCGAGCGAGUAUACCAGAGUCGACGUGGCCACGCCCCCCAAAUAUCAAUAAGUGAUGAUAAUCACCAUGUGACCGAGGCCAUUGGUGACAUGUAUGGCGACGAUCACUACACUGCAAAGCGGAAUUCACGGCCCUUAAGCUUCAUCAGUUCCCCGAUGGGCGACAACAUUGAGCCGCCGAAGUCUCCCUUUGACACCUUCCCCGUCGCUCCGCCGAAAUCCCCCCUGCGCGCCGCAAUGUCGAGCGAACGGUCACCCACCGCAUCCAGCCCCAAUGGCUCCCUUAACAUACCGUCGAGAAAGUCUUCUUUUGGACAGAGCAGCCCGAACGGGCCUUUGUCACCUACGUUAUCCCGAACAAGUUCUGACACGGCCACGCAGCAGUUCCCGCUCAAUGACAUCGACUACGAAUCGAGCCCGGCGGCCGUGGCACAGGAAUUGAGCAAUCUGCAGGCAAUACGGCGCAUGUCCAUGGACGUUCAUGCGUCUGACCCCGACCUUCCUUCCUUCAAGACCUUUGGCAUCCCCACGGUUGCUCCGCAGCACUUCUCCGAAGAUGAGGACCCCUCGAAACUCUUCUGGGUUCCGGCGCGAUUACACCCAGAGCUGGCACCGAAAGAGUUCAAAACUUUCAUCGAGGAGAAGGUUGAUAAGAUUAGGCGUCGGUCCGGCGACUCGGAUACAUUGUCACCGGAUGGCGCUCUCGGCCGCCAAGGGUCUGUGGGAGGCUUGCGGAGGAAGAAGUCCAUGCUUUCUAGGCAGAUCGAUGGUCCAAACGGAUACCGCGAUGGCGCUGAGAGGCUGGAGAGGCAAAGAUCAGGCGCUAGCAAACCUAAUGGAGGACUUUCCAAUCUCCAAGAACUAGAGCAUAUGGUUGAAGAUCCGGCCACGUUAAUGAGGCGCAUGAGCAUUGAUGCUUCUCGAAGGCCUGGCUCUGCAGACGGUGAGAUGCCAAUAGGGGAAGACAUGCCAAUUCUCCCAGUUCAGCCAGCAGGACUAGGAACGUUGAAAAGAUCCACUAGGACCAAUUAUCGGCGUGGAAGCAUACGGAAGGGCGAGCGUGUGCCAUUUUCAAGGAGGGUGGUCGCAAGGCAGGCCGAAACAGACACCGAGGAAUCACCGGCAACCUCUCCCACUCACCCCAAGGAGCCCAAUUUAUCAAACUUUGGUCUCACUAGGGUGCAGUCCGAGCCCAUCCAUCCUCGAUCAGACGCGCCAGAGAAUUUCUCACGCCCGCAUCGGAAACGGUCACCACCUAUCAGCCUUCAGAGACCAACCUCAGCAGAAGAUGUGUCUAUGCGAGACUCUAACACCCCUGACCCAGAAGAACGUCCAACCUCCUACCCGGCGAAGCCAUUCCAUUCCCGUAUUGCGUCCAAUGGCCGGACGACAGCACCGCUUCCUGGCUACAAACCUCAGCAAGUUCCGCAAAUCAUUGAGACCCCUCCACCCCAAGAGCCCCCGAGGCAAUCUCAAAUCCAACUACCAGAACGGAACUCUUCAAGAGGACCACCUCCGUCUAACGCCCAACAUCAACCUACUCCCCCUCGGGCCCAAAAUCAAUCCCAGCCUCACCAACGACAAUCUCCAAGGCAAAAUAUGCAACGGCAGGGCUCUCCGAUCAAGCCGGCUCAAACCUUUGACGACCUAAUAGCUCAUCCAUCGCCUCUCCCGGGCAACAGCACCAGAACAGACAAUUUAUCUAUUAUUCCCAAUCUCGCCGAAGACAGGAAGUCUGACAAGAAAACGAAAGACAGGAAAGAUGGUUCUGAGGGCGGUUCAAGGAAAACUAGCUGGGGCUGGCUGUUGGGUGGCGACGAUAAAGAGAAAGAGCGCGAGAAGAAAGACAAGGAGGAGAGAGAGAAAGAGUUGGCCAAGAAAGUGAAGAACAAAUUGAGCAAGACUCAGGAAAAGGGGCAUGACAAUACUAGGCUCGAUGUGCUGCAAAGUUCAAUAGACGGUAACCGUGGCCGGGAAAGUUUGGUUCUAGAUCGAGAGACUCUCAAACUCGAGGAGGAACGCAAGAAGGAAAGCAGCAGGAAAUCAUCGGGUGGUGACUCUAAAAAAGAGAAGGAGUCUGGAUUGUUUUCCUCCAUCUUCGGCGGUAGCAAGAAGAAAGCAGAGAAAGAGUCAUCCCACAAGAAGGGGAGCUCCAUGCGAGGCCUAUCUCCGGAGCCACCACCUCGAAUUCUUAAGCCUGAUAUCGACUACAAUUGGACUCGAUUCUCGAUCCUGGAAGAGCGGGCUAUUUACCGCAUGGCGCACAUUAAGCUUGCGAAUCCACGACGGGAGCUGUACUCUCAGGUGCUAUUGAGUAAUUUCAUGUACUCGUACCUCGCCAAGGUGCAGCAGAUGCAUCCACAGAUCCAGAUUGGAAAUUCGAAACAAGCACAAAAGUCGCAACACCAAGCCGCGCAACAAAAGAAGGAUCAGCCGGACGAGUUCACUCAAUAUCAAAGAUAUCAGCAGCAGCAGCAGGAACAGUCAGAAAAAGGCAGCAGCCAACCUAGCCACAACCAGACAGAGCCUACCAAUCCUGAGCCUUCACACCAAGAAGAUCCCCAGCAUCGGCCCGACUCCCGCGCUUCACAACAUACCCAGCAACCUCGCGACUCGCAUCAUUCCUCCUAUGGUCAAUCAAAUGGCCAAUAUAGCGUUGCUAGUGGUAAAAGUUACGGGAACCCCCAAAGCAGCUCACAGCCAUCAUAUUACGGGUACGAUGACUCGGAUCAAAGUAGCAAGGAUGAUGAUAUGUGGUGA